Molecule: messenger RNA, 2868 nt
Organism: Vanderwaltozyma polyspora DSM 70294
Lineage: Eukaryota; Fungi; Ascomycota; Saccharomycetes; Saccharomycetales; Saccharomycetaceae
Gene: HSH155
Product: U2 snRNP complex subunit HSH155
Exons: 1
Coding region: 1-2868 (955 amino acids)
Biological process (GO): spliceosomal complex assembly
Cellular component (GO): U2-type prespliceosome; U2 snRNP; catalytic step 2 spliceosome
Molecular function (GO): mRNA binding
Source: RefSeq, a predicted model, not a curated record
AUGUCACAUCGGCUAGGUGGAAGUUAUUCUGUUCCAAAUGAGUUAAGGCAGGAGUUACAGCAGUCUGCUGAAGUUGAAGGUUCAGAUGAGUUAGCUACAGUUGAAAAAAGCAAGAGUAUCUAUGAGAAGGAGGACGUUUAUCAUCGAAAGAGACUAGAUAUUGUAGCUGGUAAGAUCAAUAGUGAGCAAGGCAAGAUUAGGAAGCGUGACGUUGAUGAAGAGGUGGUUAAACCGAAGAAGAAGUCGAGAUGGGAUGUUCAAACCUAUGAAGUUCCUUCAUUAGAAGCCUCUAAGGAGUUACAUGAAAAUGCAGAGGCUACCUCAAUUCCAGAUGUUGCAAUUGCACAGAAUUUAAGAUACUUCAAGCCUUCUGAUCGUAAAUACUUUCCUGAGGUUUUGGAAUUAUCUAAUAAAAAGGAAAUGACUGUUGAAGAACUGAAAGAGAAAUCUUUAAUUGGACUUUUACUGCGUAUUAAAAAUGGGAAUAGUGCCUCUAGAAAAGUUUCCAUCCGUUCACUGAGUGAUAAGGCUGAAGAGUUUGGUCCAAAACUUAUCUUCGAUAGAGUUCUACCAAUUCUUCUCGACAAAUCUUUAGAGGACCAAGAGAGACAUUUAAUGAUUAAAGUCAUAGAUCGAGUACUAUUUAAAUUAGGCCAUCUUGUAAGACCAUACGUGACAAACAUUCUCCAAGUUACAUCCCCGUUAUUGAUUGAUGAGGACCCAAUAACAAGAGCUACGGGUAGAGAUAUUAUAUCGAACCUAUCUAAUGCUGCCGGGUUUGCAACAAUGAUUACCGCGAUAAGACCAGAUGUUGAAAAUGAUGAUGAGUAUAUCCGUAAUUUAGCAUCGAGAUCCCUGGCAGUGGUAGCCAAAACUGUUGGCAUACCAUUAAUGAUACCAUUUAUAAAAGCUGUCUGUCAUUCCAAAAAAUCUUGGAAGGCUCGUCAUACUGCUUCAAAGAUAAUAUUACAAAUUGCAAAUCUGGCGGGAAUUGGAAUUCUGCCUCAUUUAGAUGGGUUAGUAAAUUGUAUAUCUGAUGGUUUGAAUGAUGAACAUAUUCAAAUUAGAACUAGCACUGCAAAUGCUCUUUCAUCUUUGGCACAAAAUUCAUACCCCUAUGGGAUUGAUUCCUUCAGUGAAGUAAUAGAACCGUUGUGGAAAGGUAUACGAUCACAUAGAGGGAGGGUCCUUGCAUCAUUUUUGAAGUGUAUGGGAAGCCUGAUACCUCUCAUGAACAAUGAUUAUGCUGGAUAUUACACACAGGAAGUAAUGAGAGUUGUUCAACGUGAAUUUUCUUCUCCUGACGAGGACAUGAAAAAGACAGUACUGGUAGUAUUACAAAACUGUUGUAAGACCGAAGUUCUUACCCCAAAAUACCUACGAGAUACUGUUGCUCCAGAAUUUUUCAAACAUUUUUGGUUGAGAAGAACUGCCCUAGAUAAACAACUUAACAAAGCAGUUACUUAUACUACCGUUGUCCUGGGUGAAAAAAUUGGAUGUUCCUUUAUUAUUGAAAACCUAAUGGGUCCACUAAAUGAUGAAGCUGAACCAUUUCGUACCAUGGCUGUCCAUGCCAUAAAUAGAGUUGUCAAACAGUUGGGCACUGAUGAAUUAAACGAGAGACAAGAAACAAAACUGAUAGAUGGACUACUUAUAGCAUUUCAAGAACAGAAAAAUAAUGACACUGUUAUAUAUAAAGGAUUCGGUACUGUUGCCACUUCAUUGAAUACAAGAAUGAAACCUUACCUAUCACCUAUUGUUAGUACUAUACUUAAUCAGUUAAAGCAUAAGGCACAAUAUGUUCGUGAGAAUGCUGCUGAUUUAUGCUCUAUAUUAGUUCCUGUAAUCAAAAAUUGUUCUGAAGACCAAAUGCUAAAUAAAUUGAAUGUCAUUUUAUAUGAAUCGCUAGGAGAAGUCUACCCUGAUGUAUUAGGAUCUAUAAUUGGGGCCAUACAUCAAAUUGUAUUAACAAUGAAACUAGAUCUAUUACAACCUCCUGUGAACCAAAUUUUACCAACAUUAACACCAAUUCUGCGUAACACGCAUAAGAAAGUUCAAGUUAACACCAUCAAUCUGGUAGGUCUAAUCGCUCGUAUUGGACCAGAAUAUGUACCCGCAAAAGAAUGGAUGAGAAUAUGUUUUGAGUUGUUGGAAUUAUUGAAAAGUACAAAUAAAUCAAUUAGAAAGGCAGCUAAUAGAACGUUUGGGUACAUUGCCAAAGCUAUUGGUCCUAAUGAUGUUCUUGUAGCAUUAUUAAAUAACCUUAAAGUCCAGGAACGUCAAUUACGUGUUUGUACAGCUGUUGCAAUUGGUAUAGUAGCUGAUGUCUGUGGGGCAUAUACAGUUUUACCAGCUAUUCUUAAUGAGUAUAAAACUCCCGAAACUAAUGUGCAGAAUGGUAUACUUAAAGCGUUGGCGUUUAUUCUGGAAUAUAUAGGAGAAACAUCUUCUGAUUAUAUAUAUUUCAUCGUUCCAUUAUUGGAAGAUGCUCUAACAGAUCGUGAUUUGGUGCAUAGACAAACAGCAGCUGAUGCAAUUAAACAUUUAGCCUUAUAUUGUUCGCGUACUGGUAAAGAAGAUGCAUUUAUUCACAUAUUGAAUCUGUUAAUGCCAAAUAUCUUCGAAACUUCUCCCCAUGUUAUUGUUCGUAUUAUAGAUGCUUUAGAAGCCACUAGUUUAGCUAUUGGUCCAGGGGUAUUUAUGAACUACGUGUGGGCUGGCCUUUUCCACCCAGCUAGAAAUGUAAGAAAGUCGUUUUGGAAAUUGUACAAUAAGCUUUAUAUACAGCAUGGGGAUGCUCUUAUCCCAUAUUAUCCAAAUGUUGCAUCUUCUGAACUUGGCAUUGAAGAACUUGACAUUGUUCUAUAA